Molecule: messenger RNA, 1326 nt
Organism: Fusarium poae
Lineage: Eukaryota; Fungi; Ascomycota; Sordariomycetes; Hypocreales; Nectriaceae
Exons: 1
Coding region: 1-1326 (441 amino acids)
Source: RefSeq, a predicted model, not a curated record
AUGACUUCCAUAUCAUUAUCACCAAAUGCACACAAAGCCUUGGAGCCCUCACACCUCCAAGACCGUAUUAUUGGUACUGUCUUUGGCUCAGCCUUAGGAGACGCAAUCGGGUUGUACACCGAAUUUCUCUCUGCUGAGAUCUCCUCAAAGGCUUAUCCCGACCGCACCUUUACGCUACUCCCUGUCGAGAAAGCCACUCCCUUUCGUCGCGAUCAUCACAGAAAUUUUCAUCGCCCUGGAGAGUGGAGUGACGAUAGUGACCAUGCUAUAUUAAUACUGCUCUCGUAUCUCCAUGGCGAUGGCAAGAAGCUAGAUCCGCAAGACUUUGCCUCGAGGCUCUCAGUCUGGGUACGCAUGGGAUUGAGAGCUCUCGAUACUCUGCCUCUUGGUUUGGGGCGGACUGUUGGUGGUAUCGUUAGGAGCAAAUCGUAUCUCGACGACCCUGAAGGAACAGCUCGAAAGUUUUGGGUCGCGAGCAAAUACAACGCUGCGCCCAAUGGAAGCUUGAUGAGAACGCAUCCGCUGGGACUAAUGUGUCUCGGGAAGUCGAUCGAGGAAACUUUCCAGAUCGCAGCCGAUUUCUCCGUGGUUACCCACGUGGACCCAAGAUGUGUGGUUUCCUGUGCGAUUGGAACUGCUCUCGUCAGGGGUCUUGUACUUGGUGAGAUAUACGAUGAACAAGACGUUGACAACUUGAUCGAAACUGGUCUUGCGUGGUAUACCCAGCUUCGCGAAAAGGAGCUCCAAGAUCCCGACAGACAAGACGAGCCGCAACUAGAUCUUGCUGAGUUCAGACAACAUGCCACAGCUCAAAAACUCGCAGACCUCAAUUUGGACGAGAGUUACAAGAUUGGUUACGUCUACAAGACCUUUGGCUCUGGCAUUCUGCUCCUUCGCCUUGCACUACGCCAGCUCAAGUCAUCCGGCCAACUAUGCUCUCAGCUUACUAUCUUCGAAAAGUUCAUAACCGACCUUGUCAUGGAGGGUGGAGACGCAGACACAAAUGCUUGUUUUGCCGGUGCUCUUCUUGGGGCGUUGCUUGGCUACAAGACCCUGCCACCGCAUUGGCGCGAUGGCCUCCGACACGGAGUAUGGCUGAUAGAAAAGUCGGAAGGGCUAUGCGAUACACUGGGUGUGACAAAGGGAUCCUACCUAGGAUCCAAGGAUAAAGAUACUGCAGAGGACGGUGGGCGGGGUUUCUUGACGGAUGCUCAAAUGGAGGAGAAGUGCAUGAGGAUGCAGGCUUGGAUGGCCCAGGAGGAAACGGAAUGGAAGAAGAAUCAGGAGACUGACAAGAAGAAACCAAGCUGGUUCAAAUGGAAGUGA